Messenger RNA from Nothobranchius furzeri (turquoise killifish), 4308 nucleotides. It is a transcript of the gene grk7b, whose product is annotated as G protein-coupled receptor kinase 7b. The record is from RefSeq and is a predicted model, not a curated record. Gene Ontology annotation, cellular component: cytoplasm. Gene Ontology annotation, biological process: regulation of signal transduction; signal transduction; protein phosphorylation. Lineage: Eukaryota; Metazoa; Chordata; Actinopteri; Cyprinodontiformes; Nothobranchiidae. Gene Ontology annotation, molecular function: ATP binding; rhodopsin kinase activity.
UGUGGGUGCAAGAGGCGCUCACUUCUGCAGCUCAAAGGGUGAAUUCAGGUUUUCUUAGUGCAUUGGCUGCCUACCAGUUUACCACCAGAUCCAUCCAUUAUGGUUGACCUGGUGGGGCUGGACAGCUUGGUGGCUAACACAGCGUAUCUGAGGGCUCAGCAGAGCAAUCGCACUGAGCUGAGAAUGCACAGAGUGUCCCUGACACUGCCUAAGCUGAAGAAGUCCUCCCCUCCAUGGGAAGCAGUGGAGAAGACGUACGAGUCGCUGUGUGAGCAACAGCCGAUUGGGAGAAGGCUGUUCCAGCAGUUUCUGCUGGCGUCUGGCCCGCAGUCUGUGGCUGCCGCUAAGUUCCUGGAGGAGCUGAGCGACUGGAGCUUCGCUGAGGAUGUCACCAAAGAAAUAGCCAAGCAGAGAAUCCUCUCCAAGUUUUGCCAACCCCAGUCUCAGACCUUCCUCUCCUACCUGACAGGAGAGAACAUUGAAAGAUGCAAGGCUUUAUCAGACAAAAACUUCGAUGAAGCAGCCAUGGAGCGGCUAGGGGAAGCAACAACGGAAUUCUUGAAAGGAAAACCUUUUUUGGAAUACCUCAAAAGCCCGCACUUUUACAGGUUUUUGCAGUGGAAGGAGUGUGAGAAGCAAAAGAUAACUGACAAGUAUUUUUAUGAAUUUAGGACUUUGGGAAGGGGGGGCUUUGGUGAGGUGUGUGCGGUCCAAGUGAAACACACAGGCCACAUGUAUGCCUGCAAGAAGCUGGAAAAGAAGCGGCUGAAGAAGAAAAGUGGCGAGAGGCUGGCCCUACUGGAGAAGCAGAUCCUGGAAAAGGUCAACAGCCUCUUCAUUGUGAACCUGGCCUACGCUUAUGAAAGCAAGACCCACCUGUGUCUGGUCAUGAACCUGAUGUCUGGGGGGGACCUCAGGUUUCAUAUCUAUGAGUUAGGGAAGAGAGGUAUUCGAAUGGAGCGCGUGGUUUACUACACAGCACAAAUAUUAACCGGCAUCUGCCACCUGCAUGCCAUGGACAUCGUGUACCGUGACAUGAAGCCUGAGAACGUCCUGCUGGAUGGGAGAGGCCAGUGUCGACUGUCAGACCUCGGACUGGCUGUGGAGCUACCAAAUGGGAAAACCAUCUGCCAAAGAGCUGGUACGACCGGCUACAUGGCUCCGGAGCUCCUGAGGCAGCAGUACUACCGGACCUCUGUGGACUGGUGGGCUCUGGGCUGCAGCAUCUAUGAGAUGGUCGCUGCUCGACUGCCCUUUAAAGACUUCAGGGAGAAGGUGCAGAGCGCUGAGGUGACUCGUCGCACGCUGGAAGACGAGUGCAGGUUUGAAGACAAACGCUUUGAUCCUCCAACAAAGGAUAUUAUUAUCCACCUGCUCAAGAAGAAGGCCGCGCAUCGCCUUGGGUGUCGAAAGGGGGAUGAUGUACGAAACCACCCUUUCUUCAAAAAUAUCAACUUCCUCCGACUGGAGGCAGGGCUGGUAGAGCCGCCCUGGGUGCCAAAGCCUGACGUGGUCUACGCCAAGGACAUCGAUGAGCUUCGGGACCACUCAGAGGUCAAGUACAUCCAACUUGACACCAAAGAUGAGAAAUUCUUCAAGGAGUUCAGCACGGGCGCUGUCUCCACCCAGUGGCAGAGGGAAAUGAUCGACAGCGGGGUGUUUGAUGAGCUUAGUGACGCUGAACUGAAUGGACACGAGAAUGUGUGGAAGUCCAAGAUGUGCAUCAUUUUGUAAGCAACAUCUGUCCAGAAUUUGCAGCUGGAAGUUUUAAUACUUGAAAAGUUCAUUUAUAUCAUCAUUCUAAGUGCCAUCUGCUAAAUGAAGCAGCUUUUUGUUCUCGCCUUUAUUUCUGAACCUCAGCUUUUACCUGACAGAUGACAAACAGGCCAAUUAGAAGUUAAUGCUGGACAUUAAGCUAAGUAAAAUCCAAAGUUUUGGACUCCAUACUGAAACUCGGCUCCUCGCUUUCUGUUUAGAUUGUAGUUCCCAGUGGAUUUGUAGUUUCCUUGACAUCACUCAGCCAUCUUGGCAGACCAUUGUUUACAUAUGUUUGUAGACAAGCUGCAUAAUGGUUUUGCCUCGGUGACUUCCAGCUGUUUUAAUAUCAAAGCUCGCAGUAAUAACACUUCAUAUUCUAUGAUGAGUGAUGCAUCAUUCAAAUACCACUGGAGCCUUUAUUUGCUUACUGGAAAGAGUUGGAUCACACGCAGAAACUUACACACGUUCACCACUAGAUGCCACCAAACACCAACAAAGUGCAUUCAUCCUCAUCGCCCCUGUUGAGAAGGUAUUUACAAGCAUUUAGUCCUUCAAUUAGUCAUCAACCAUAAAUCCUAGGGAAAAACUAUCUCUCUCUCUCUCUCUCUCUCUCUUACACACACACACAUAAACACGCAUACACACCAGUUUUAUCCAGAAUAAACACCCAAACGCCCCCUGACACAGAUUGUUUAUGUUUGCAUUCUUGUUUAGUUUUCACAAGCUGCUACCUCAUAGAUAUUUAGAUUUCCUUUACCGAAGUAAAAAACUCAGUCAGCAGCAGAUUUAUGCUUGUUGUUUGUUAACGUCACUGAAUUUCCUUUCAGACUGAACCACACCAGCCUGUCAGGUGCUUGAUACAGCUGAAUUCUUACUAAUAGUUUGUAAAAGUUUUCCAACUAGUGCCAUCACGAUCACAGUUUGUUAACUAUUGUAAAUAAACAUGUGCAGAUGUCUGUAGUAUCAUCCUACUUGAGCACAAUGUUCAUAAUUGUUAGCUACCGUUCCAUUUCAAAGCCAGUUUUGAUGGGUUAAGGUUUCAGUUCAAGAUUCUGUUCUACCUAAGCUUUAAUUGUCUGAUAUAGUAGAUGUCAUGGUGGAUUCAAUGAUAUGAGCUGGUCAGGUCCUGAUGCAGCAAAGUAUCCCCAAACCAUGACAUUUACACCUCCGUGCUUCACAGCUGUCUUGAGUUGCUUUUCCUGGGAUGCAGCCAUGGUUUACACAGACACUUUAUCUGUUCUGAUGUCCAAGUUAUGCAAACACGAAUGUUUAAAGAACGCUAAUCCGGAAGUCCUGGUUUUUGCAAACUUUUGUCCAACCUUGAUGUUUCAAAGGUUUCCUCUUAGCGCGUUUUCCAUGAAAGGUAAAGUAGUGGUGUUUCUUUCCGAUUGUAGAGGGCAUGCAUUUUCAGAUCAACGGUAGCAGGAGGAUGCAGUAGGUCAAAGUGAAAAUGUUUAGGGCUUUAGAAGACUUUUUUUUAGCAUCGUACAGUCAGCUCUCUUUUAGUGCUCAGGGUUUGUUUACUUGGAGCUCCUCAGUGCCAUUCUACCAUUAGGACAUAUAUUUACAUACAUGGAGGUGGGAACACAACUGUUACAGAUUUGGGUAUUUCUCAGCAUUUAUGUAAUCAGUCAGGUCAAAUCUGAAAAAGUUUUCUUUAUUACUGAGUUUUAUAAACAAUGAGAAUGCACAUUAACUCAAGUCAUUAUGACCUUCUUUUUUUGCCAACCGUGUUUCUGCUCUUGACUGCUCAUGCUUCUAAUUUAGCUUUAAAAGAGUAUAGUCCUGCACUUUAUUCUCUAACUCUGUGUUUAUCCUACUUCUAUUCAUUUUUCUGCAUCACUUCUUGUCAUUUCUCUAAAUAACGACAACUAAACACUCACAGCUACUGACAGAGAAAGUUCUGAAACUUAAUUUUAUCUUCUACAUGUAAUAGUUAGAUGGACAGGAGGGCUGGAGGAGCCAGAUGAGAUUGGUGCGUAACUCAAAUUAGAUAUGUUACCAUUCAGUAUUCACCACAGACUUUAUAAAUUAAGUUUUUCUUAAGCAAUAUUGCAUUUUAUGCAUUUUUUAUUUUACACACAGUCAGUGCCAAACAUUAUUCUGUAAUAAUACUUUGUAUUGUUAAUGUGACUCGUAGUGAGGCAUUCUUGAAUGGAUUGCAAUUUUUGUCAAAUUUUCUUAAUUAAAUAUGAAUAAAGAUGAAUUUUCCAAAGUAUGGUUGAAGCAAAUCAAUUGUUUUUGCUUAAAGGGUUUUUGCUGCCAGCAAAAGAGCCAUUGCAAUAAAAAUGACAGGGUUAGCAUCUUGAUGCUGCUCAUUAAAACUCUGAUCUAUCUCUUUUUGACUAUAGAGUUUCAGUCUGAAAUGCAGCUUACAUGUCUUUAAAACACACCCGCCAAAUAUUAGAACUACAUAACAACGUGACAAUUUCUAAAUCACAGUUUUGAACGUGUCACUCACAGCACUGCUUCAAAACCUCAGACACACUUAGGUAAUGAGGGACACAUAAACAUGUGUUGUGCUAAUUCCUGUGAGGGGGUGACCUUACA